Juglans microcarpa x Juglans regia is the source of this 1329-nucleotide messenger RNA. Its product is annotated as GATA transcription factor 24-like. The record is from RefSeq and is a predicted model, not a curated record. NCBI's taxonomy places the organism in Eukaryota, Viridiplantae, Streptophyta, Magnoliopsida, Fagales, Juglandaceae. Gene Ontology annotation, molecular function: sequence-specific DNA binding; zinc ion binding; protein binding. The transcript is spliced from 8 exons. Gene Ontology annotation, biological process: regulation of DNA-templated transcription. Bases 218 to 1150 code for a protein of 310 amino acids.
CACUCUGUUCUGUCCCCUGCCGUAGAAUUGCCGCAUAUCUCAUCCGUUUCGCCCCCGCACCCUCCAACAGUGGCAUUCCCCGUAAAUACUUGUUCUUUUACCUUUCUUCCUCUCUCGCCGCUUACCAAACCGCUCAAUCCUUAAAAUCUCAUGGGUUUCUGUUUUUUGUACUUCGAAAAAACAAAUUGAAUGGGUCCUGUAAUGGAACGCUGCGACAAUGCCGGAAUCGAAUCGUGAAGCUUCGAUGUACAAUUCAGGAGCAAUGAACAAUAACAUAGAGAGUCACGUUGAGGAAGAAGACGAAGAUGUUGCAGGAGACGAAGAGUCCAUUGACAACCCCCAUAUGCGGUUCGAAGACAACGCCUUAGCCGUGAAGUUAAACGGUGGCGUCCAGGAAGUCGCUACAAAUUCCAUGUACGUUCCCGGCUCAGAAUUUCCUCCGGUGGCGGGUAACGGAGGCGCUGACCAACUCACUCUCUCGUUCCAGGGCGAGGUUUAUGUGUUCGAUGCGGUUUCUCCGGAUAAGGUGCAGGCAGUGUUGUUACUUUUGGGUGGAUAUGAAAUCCCUUCUGUCAUGCCGACCAUGGGAGCAGCACCUCUUAAUCUAAGGGUGGGUAUGAAUGACUUUCCUGGAAGAUCAAUUCAACCACAGAGAGCUGCUUCUUUAAGCCGUUUUCGGGAGAAGAGAAAAGAGCGGUGUUUUGAUAAGAAAAUCCGUUAUAGUGUACGGAAAGAAGUUGCACUCAGGAUGCAGCGUAAGAAGGGUCAGUUUACAUCAUCCAAGGCCAUAGCUGAUGUAGUGGGGUCAGAAUCUUCAGUUCUUAGCGGAGCACAGGGUUCUGGACAAGAUGAUAGCUUGCAGGAAACUUUAUGUACACAUUGUGGAAUCAGUUCAAAGUCUACUCCAAUGAUGCGUCGAGGGCCAGCCGGUCCAAGGACUUUGUGUAAUGCAUGUGGGCUCAAGUGGGCCAACAAGGGAGUUUUACGAGAUCUUCCCAAGGUUUCCAAUGUGAGCGUCCUGGAUUCGUCUGUGAAGACAAUUGAACAGGGUGAUGGUGACGCAAUUGAUUCAGAUGCUGUAACCCCGGCUGCUGCAGAACUGGUCUCCUCUGCCAAUGGCGAUAACUCAGCUGUAACUGCAGAAAGAUGAGUGACAAAUUAGCAAGCCUGUAUUGCGGUAGGUGCGGUUCUAAAUUCACCUGUAGUAACGUACAAUUUGCUUUGACUAAGGUGUACAUAUAACGCUGUAUCUUCAACUCUUAUAUUACAUACACGUCAUUUAUGUAACUUUUCGAUUACCUAUUAUUGAAAAAGGAAAAAACUUGGUUC